Molecule: messenger RNA, 1380 nt
Organism: Xenopus tropicalis (tropical clawed frog)
Lineage: Eukaryota; Metazoa; Chordata; Amphibia; Anura; Pipidae
Gene: ndp
Product: norrin cystine knot growth factor NDP
Exons: 4
Coding region: 538-936 (132 amino acids)
Biological process (GO): Norrin signaling pathway; positive regulation of transcription by RNA polymerase II; nervous system development
Cellular component (GO): extracellular region
Molecular function (GO): frizzled binding; cytokine activity
Source: RefSeq, a predicted model, not a curated record
GGGGAACUGCUGCUGCUCUCCUGAUUGAUAUACGAGGGCAAUGGCACGUUUCCAUUUGACAUUCUCUUUACCUCACUCUUCUAUUUAAACGUCUGCUCCAAGUUCCCUUUCCCCCCCCCUGUGUUUGGAAGAAAGAAAUAAAUAAAAGGAAAGCAAAGUGACGGAGAGAAAGGAACAACAGCAUUGCCCGGAUAUUCCAGCUUCUUGCUUUGCAGAACUUAACAUGGGAAAGGAGACUGUGGAUGCACACUUCUGAGAAUGUCACUAGCGUGAUGCAGUGUGUAGGAGGAGAAAACAGCACUCUGAUUAAAAAUACAACUGGACAAAGUAUGGGAGUACGAAACCUUUUCCGAACACUUUCUUAAAAAAAAACAAAAAAACAAAAGACGAUUAAAAGUAGCUCCAAAGCAUGUGGAACAAUGGAAGCCUGGAAGUUAAUGGAAGAUUUUUAUGUAAACCUGAGAGGAAGACUGGGAUUAAGUAUUUAAUCAACUAAGGUCCAAGACUUGCCAUUUCUCCAAAGUAUUUCAGUAAACGAUGGGAAAUCAUGUCCUUCUGGCAUGGAUUUCUGCUCUGUCUCUGUUAGUCAUUUUGAUCAAUGCAGACAAAAAAGGCAAAGCUUUCCUGGCAGAAUCAGAUCCCGAUCGUUGUAUGAGGCAUCAUUAUGUCGAUUCUAUUAAUCACCCGCAACAUAAAUGCACUGCAAAGAUGGUACUGCUAGCUCGCUGUGAAGGACGCUGCAGCCAGACUUCUCGCUCAGAUCCACUUGUUUCCUUCAGUACAGUAUUGAAGCAGCCAUUUCGCUCCACCUGUCAUUGCUGCCGGCCUCAGACUUCUAAGCUAAAAGCAAUUCGCUUGCGUUGUUCUGGGGGCAGAAGGAUGACUGCCACGUAUCGUUACAUACUUUCUUGUCACUGUGAAGAGUGCAAUUCAUAGAGACAUAAAGACAACAAGUCAAGGUCUGAAGACAGUUCACAGAAUAUUUGUAAUAUAUUUUUUAUGCGUUGAUUACAGUUUUGUGGAGACUCUAAAAGGAAAUCUGCAGAUGCCUGCCAUUUGGUUAUGAGGAAUGAAUAUCUGUUGUUUAUUUUUUAUCAUUUUUUUAUAUAUAUAUAAUUUACGUAUUUUAAAGCAUCAGACUUUAUACAUUUCGCUCUGUAUAAGAAGAUGAAAAACAAUAUUUUGUGUCUUUCUGCUACCAGCUAAAACACAGACAUGGAACUCUCAGAAGAUAUUGUUUAUUCCAUUCCCUGUUUUAAUAUUGUCUUGUAGUACAUGAUGGAAUAGUGCAAACUAAAGGCAAGGUCUGUUCAUCACCAUUGAUAUAAGUGUAGAAUGAUGGGCUGACAACAGAAUAAUAAAAUAUAUUAUUUAAAUCUA